UUUUGAUUUCCUUUUAUUCAGUAACCGACAUGGUGCGACUACACCUUCUAGACGAGAACGCCCCCUCCUUUGCUGGGAAGGUCGUUGAUAUUUUGAAUUCAACCCUCCCACUGGACAGUGCAUUCUCACCUGCUGAUGCAGCCAAGGCCCUGAAUGGAUUGUAUCCCCACUCUCUGGACACAAGUGGUGAUGCAGAAAGCAAAGACAAAGCCGGUGGAUUCCUCUGGUGGUUUUGGGACCUGAUCCAUGACCUUGCUCGUCAGGUUCCCCAUGACAGUCUUGAGCAGGAUCGCCUGGUAGCCAUCAUAAAGGAGCUCCGAGAUCUUCCAUCCAAGACUAUUUCCCUGGGCGAAUGGGGAACAGUGCGAGUAUGGGGAGGUCUACCACUAUUAGGACCUACACUGAGGGAGAAGUGGGACAAUGAUGACACAGCCCCUACGAAUUCAGAUCUGAAGCAACGAUUCCUGAACCUACAAUCAUAUGCAGCACGGAUUACCGGUCUCCGUCUCGCCCCGUGCGAGUCAUAUGCUAUCUGGGCUUUGACAGACGCUCUGGAAGGUGUGAUGACGCCCAUCCGGGGUGCUCCAGAUGAAGUAAACCCCGACCCUGCAGCCGUUGAAGAUCUGCCAUUCAAAGUGGCUGUUGCAGCAGAGUGGAUCGUCCAUGCGGGCCAUGUCCUUUAUGGACGUGAUGAGGAGAUUUAUGCAACUCAAGGCGGACCGUUGUGGAGACUGGACAAGACGGAGGCGAGGAGGCUGAGACGCAAGUACAAAAGUACUCAAGGCUUAUGUCCGGCGCGAUGGGAGUUGUGGAAAGAGCGGUUUGGUGUUAUCCGGGAUAGCAAUAAGGUGGACGACUCGACUCAAACAGUGGCAGGGGGGGCAGUAGAUGCUAUGGAAAGGGUUGAGAGGGAGGAGGGUUCGUAGUCUAAUUACGAUGUGCUCAGAGAAGUAGCAAUCUACACCAGAACAUUGCAAAAAUG
Molecule: messenger RNA, 982 nt
Organism: Aspergillus glaucus CBS 516.65
Lineage: Eukaryota; Fungi; Ascomycota; Eurotiomycetes; Eurotiales; Aspergillaceae
Product: DUF3632 domain-containing protein
Exons: 2
Coding region: 30-926 (298 amino acids)
Source: RefSeq, a predicted model, not a curated record